This is a messenger RNA of Darwinula stevensoni, 689 nucleotides long. NCBI's taxonomy places the organism in Eukaryota, Metazoa, Arthropoda, Ostracoda, Podocopida, Darwinulidae. The record is from the annotation of a GenBank genome assembly.
CGUUUGCAGUUGGUGACCCGUCGCAGGGCGACGAAGAAGAGGAAGCACGUGCCGCUCACGGAGGAGAUGCUCAACGAACUCAAUAAGGAUCACAUGGGGGGGGUGGAGAGCUUGCAGUCGCAUUCCGAUUUCAACACGAACCUGAACAUGGGGAUGUCUUACAAGUACCACGACCCGACCCUGGACCUGUGGAACAACGACAGUCUCUUCUACGAUCCUCGGAAAGCCGUUCGCGACCGGAAGACGCCCGUGAGCCGCUCGCAUUCGCCUGCGGGGUAUCCCGGAACGGGGAACGGGAACAUCUACGACUCCUGGCGGACGGAUUGGUCGGGUUAUAACACGGUCGUCCAACCUGGAUUCUCCCUGUACAAUCCCCGGGCGACCAGGGACUACGAUACAGAGUUUUAAACCGGCUGUGAUAGUGAUCCGAGAAACCACCUGCCCUCACACAGUUUAUCCUGCCUGGUCCCGUUUUUUCGGGGACCGGAUGCUCGGCCGAUGCUCUCUCCGAUGGAACACCCGAGAGUGAAAGACAGAAAAAAUUGUGAUAGAGAGAUUGUGAGCGAGUGUGUGACAUGGCUCAAUUCUGACAUCCAUUCAUGGCAUUAAGUUUGCUGUCUUGAUGUUUUGUGACACCGGACGAGACACGUGUCAGACAAGAUAAAAGUUUUUUAAAUAAGAUUAGCAAA